AUGGCGCUGGUAUCCAAAAGAUCCAAGCUUCUGUGUGCACAUGUGUUUCUUCUUGCAUUGAUUCUCUCUUAUGGAAUCAUUGCAGCUGAAGCAAGAUUGUUGAACACAGCAGAAACAAAUUCAGCUGUUCAAGAACCUAUGCCGCCGCCUAUCGUGCCGCCGCCCAUCCUGCCACCAGAAGUUGAACCUAUACCGCCCGCUUUAUCCGAACCUAUGCCGCCCGCUUUAUCCGAACCUACACCGCCCGUUUUAUCCGAACCUACACCGCCCGUUUUAUCCGAACCUACGCCGCCCGUUUUAUCCGAACCUACGCCGCCCGUUUUAUCCGAACCUACACCGCCCGCUUUAUCCGAUGCUGAUUAUGAGGAACCUCCGCCGGAUGUAACUAUCUUCUAA
Molecule: messenger RNA, 396 nt
Organism: Pyrus x bretschneideri (Chinese white pear)
Lineage: Eukaryota; Viridiplantae; Streptophyta; Magnoliopsida; Rosales; Rosaceae
Product: 36.4 kDa proline-rich protein-like
Exons: 1
Coding region: 1-396 (131 amino acids)
Source: RefSeq, a predicted model, not a curated record